Contarinia nasturtii (swede midge) is the source of this 7056-nucleotide messenger RNA. RefSeq names its product probable WRKY transcription factor protein 1. Lineage: Eukaryota; Metazoa; Arthropoda; Insecta; Diptera; Cecidomyiidae. The record is from RefSeq and is a predicted model, not a curated record. The coding region runs from base 897 to 6413 and encodes 1838 amino acids. The transcript is spliced from 12 exons.
UUGUCUUGCCGGUCGCACGAAUACAGAGCGUUAUAUAAUCGACAUACAGGCAAAUUAGCAGAAAAGAGAGAAAUAUUUCACACAAGAAAAGUAUGAUCGGGUAUAGCUCUAAUUAAAAAUUAAAAUACAAUCAAAAUAGAGAGAAAAAGAGGAAAUAAAUCUAUUCUCGCAUAUUUAACAAAUUCUCGCAUCAACAUUAACAGAAAAAUCAAAUCGGCUAAAACCGCUUGUGAGUGUUUCAUGUGUGUAUGUCUUGCCGUGAACGCGAUUGAUUUUAAUGCAGCACAAUUUUUAUUCUGAUUCACACCUGACCUAUACCAGAUUUGUAACAUUUGAACUUCCAAUGUCAGAAAAAUAAUGUGCGUGUGAUAUAUAAAAUAUUUUUAAUUUGUAUAAAAACAAAAAAAAAACCCGUGAAAAACAGACAAAACGAAAUUUACAAUGCUACCGCUACCUCUUCGAUGAACACGAUAAAUUUUCUCUCUCGGUAUAGUUUGCCAUUGAAUAGGCGCUUAAGAAAGAAAACGUCGCAGUGUAAAUUUUAACUACGUCAAAGUGAUUAUUAUCAGAGAAAAAGUUGAGCGAGAAAAAAACACUAAAGCGAUUCAAAUUUUGAAGCUCAAAAUUUUCGUUUUAUUUUUUUCUCAUUUCUAUUCUUUCAUUUGUGCGUGCGCGAAUACUGAUAAGAAAACGUGUGUUCAUCCCAUCUCAAAAAUCAUCUCAUUGUUUCAACAGUUUGUGAUAAAAAAAAAUAAUAAUAAUAAAUAAUACGAAAAACGAGAAGAGAGAAACAGUUUUUUAGAUUUUAAAGAAGAAAUUAAACAUAUUUUAUAACGAUCAAUCAAACGAAAUUCAAUUCAAUCAGACACAUAAAUUCUCUCACUAUCGUUCACCACAUGGGAAAAGGAACCAAGAAAAAGACUGUGUGGCGUACAUUUUCAUUUGAAAAUGACUAUACCAAUGGCACAGAUGUUGGCAAUACCAACGGACUCACUGCACAUCAUUACCAAGAAGACGGCUCGGAUAACAUCAAUGACGAUGUGUCCAAUCGGACCGUAAUCAGUAAUGGAAAGUAUGUGGCCAGUUGGCGAGCCCAACAACAUCGGUACAAUAAUGAUGAAGCCAUCGAUGAAAAUGAUGUGGCCAACACAAAAUUUCAACAUUUAAAUGGCACUCCAAAUGGUUGUAUGGAGAAUGGUUAUCGAAGUGAAUUUUAUAAGCAUACACGAAUGACCGAUAAGUAUCCAGUGCGGUCGAAUUGUCUACGAAGAGUGAACACACAUUUCCAAGAAAAUGAUGAUGGAAAUAAAAUCGAUUUUCAUGAUAUUCAUGAGAAUCAAACGAUGAAACCAAAUCAAUUUCGAUCGAAUCGUUUGAUGAAAGUACCAUUUUCGCGACACAAGAAAUGGGAUAAUCGAAGCGGCAACUAUAAUUCAAAUGGCAUUUUAAACAAUUAUAGUCGUGGCAACUUUCGUAAAACGUUUCAUUCGGACCGAGAAACAACUGAUGAAAAUAAUCAUACAGAUGAGCAUUUUAACGAAAAUGGUUUAGUGAAAAAUGUACGCAAUGCUGAUGAUAGUGAUAAAUGUCAAGAUAAAGCAAACGGUUGCAAUUCGACGCAACAACAACGAUCAGAUCAACAUUGCAGUCGACAACUAAAUAAGUUCAAUGAAGCCGAAUAUACUCGAAUAUCGACACCGCGCUCGGAAGUCUUAUUUAAAAAAGGUUAUUUAAUGCGUGACAAAAAGUAUGCUGGCCCAAUGAGUGCGACAGCCACAUCGUCAAAUGAUUCGGGCUCGGUGAGUGUUGUAUCAAACGAUGAAACGGCAUCGUACUACAGUAUUCAAUCAAUGAGCCCCGACAAUUCAACCUAUCACAACGGCAACAACUCCAGCGACAGCAACUCGGCCACAUAUCCAAAUGAUGGUUUUGAACACGACCUAUCACUCAUGUAUUCGUCCGGAUUCUACGACAAUAAUGGCUAUUUUUAUCCCUAUAUUCCAAAUAAUUUUGAUCAAUUUAUUGGUCAAACUAUUCUAAUGCCUUAUGAAAGUGCUUCAACUACAGAGGAUCUUGACGCCUAUGAUGCUGAUUCGUUCCCCGUUGAACCAAUGUCACCCAUCACAAACGAUACAAAAUCCAUCGAUGGCGAUCACGUUAAGAAAUGCAAUUCAAUUAAUUCCGAAGAUAUGUCGAACAGUUCACUGAGCGAAAAUGUCAGCAUUAACAAUGAUUCAGACACACCACAACAUCCAUUAACACCACCACCAUCUCCGCGAUCACCAAAUGAAGAACUUAUUUCCCGCUCUGAAGCACCUGAAAAUGAAGCGACAUCAAAACAUGAUGUGGAAAUGUCAACAUCAGAGGAAAAUAUCACUGAAAAUGAAAUCGAACAACAAACCGAUACUCAAAUCAAAUUACAAGACGAUGAAAAGAUUAAAGAAACGUUGCCUAAUGAAAAAGAUGAAAAAGAUGAAAAAGACGAAAAAGAUGAAGAAUUGCCUGAAAAAGACGGUGAUGCGGUUGUUUCUGAUAAUUAUUCGAUGCCGUAUUACUCGCCGUUCAUCUAUGUUCCACCGAUGCCAUUUGUUCCAGAAGUUCGAAUGCCUGGUACAAGAUACGGAAAAACCCGAAAUUAUUUUGGCCGACCAAAGAGGAAUAAUCGCUAUUCACGUUUUUACAACAACAAAGUUUAUAUACCAACUAACUGGAGUGAGGCACCUGACGAACUGGCACAGAUUAAUGUGACCGAUGAAGAGGUCGUUGAACCAAAUGGUGAUGAAAAAGCUGUCGAAACUACUGCACCCACUCCGACUAUAGAACAAUGUGAUAAAAUCUUACAAAAUAGCAAAUUGAACUUAAAUGUUUCCGAAUUUAUACCGCAAAAUAAGCGAAUUAUAUUUGUGCCACAUCCGUUCAGAGCAUCACCACCACCGGUUCCAGUUUAUUUUGUACCGAUUCCAUCCACCGAAAGCACAUUGAAUGUAAACGUUCCUGAAUUCCUACCGAAAAACUAUAAGCCAUUGAAUGCACAAAUUGAUGCGACCGAUAAUAAUGGCGAACAAAAGCCAACAUCAAUGGAAAACAAUGCCACAGAAAUGACGACGAUAAAAACGAACGAAUCCAUUGAAAAUCAGAACGAAACGACGAAUCAGAAUAAUAACAAUAAUAAUAAUAAUCAUACAAACGGCUUAAGUAACAACAAAAAAUGUAUGCAAACAAUCGCAUCGGAUAAUCAACAACAUAAACAGAAUGAUGAUGUUCACGAUGCGAAAAACAAAGAUAAUAAACAAAGCGCCGCUGCACCGAUUCAACAAAAUGAAGUUACUGUAACCAUGAGUGAUUUACUUAAAAACAAUAUAAGCGAUAAUCUUAAUUUGACCGCAUGUAGUUUUAACAAUGAAAAUAGUCAUACAAAUUUAAAGGCUGAUUUAGGCAAUAAGAAUGUCACAAAUAAUAUCGUUAAGAACAAAAUUUAUAAAAAUGAUAACCAUUGUAAUGAUAGCGGUAGUAGUAAGUGGUCGAAACUAACUAAUAGCAAUAGAAAUGCUAAAAUAAAACAUGCAUAUCCCAAGACAAAAGAGACUACAACACCAUGUGCAAAACCACGCGAUCAACCAAAUGUUGCCGAGAAACAUGGUAAAGUCGAUGAAAAAUCUGCCAUUGAAAAACCGUCUACUGGAUUGACUUAUGCUCAAAUGAUGGUUCCUACGAAAUCAAUUGCACCGAAUGAUGUUAAAAAUUCGGCUAAACCAUCGGAAAUUAAAACAACCGAAGAAAGUUCAAAGGCACACAACUCACCGGUAAAAGGAAAACAUUUACAAAAUACAUCAAACAGCCAUGGUCGCCGAAAUUAUUCGAUGAAAAAGAAAGCGACAAAAUCAAUUCAAAUUGAACGCAUCGAAAAACCGAUCGAAUCGAUUGAAUGGUUUACAAUUGGUGCAAAAGGUAAAAAGCAUGCUUGCGAUAGUCAAAUUGUAGAAAUUGCAUUUGAAAAUGGAACAAAAGAGGAAAAAGCCUCCAAAAUUGCCGAAGAAUUACAGCUUGACAUUAAUAAGGAUAGUGAUUUAGCACUGGAUAUUAUGGAUUCAUUGACAGUUACCAAAGAGAAAUCACAAGAUGCCAUUGGAAAAAUGUCAAAGAAAAAACGCACCACAACCAAUUCCAACAAAACAAAGAAAAAAAUCGCAAAAGACAAAAUGAACAAAGAACAAAAACGUAAACGUUGCGACACAUUUGAUAUCACUGAACCGAAUUUCGUAACUUCGAAAAGCGAACAAAAACCAACCGAAGGUGGUGAAGAUGAAGAAUGUGCGCAAAAUAAUGAAACAAUUGAAUCGGAAACGAAUAAAAGUACAGAAAACGAAAACGAACAGACAUCUGUAUUUGAUCCAAACGUAUUUUCCAUAUCGUGCUUGCAAAUGGAACCCAUGCGAGGAGCAUCGGUUGGAAAAUCAAACAAUGCAUUGCGUUUAUCAACUGGAAAAUCACCGAGAAAUUUAAUCAAUCAGUUUGAUAUUUACCAAUCGAAUUAUGACACAAUUGAAAAUAAACAACUUAAAGAGGAUGAAGAAAUGGUGAUAAACAUAUUGCAACAACUUAAUAAAUCAUUCGAUGGCACAUUGCGAAAAGACGACACAACCGUGAUGGACAUUAUUGAAGAGAUAGCACAGACCGAGUCGCACAUUCAUUUGGCAAACGAUCUAGAGAAUGAUGAACGAGAAAAUAGUGUGGAACGUUUUGCCAUCAAUGCAAAACCACAUCAAAAUGUUUACGCAUCGAAUCAUUUUUUAGAGCUUUCUUUUGGCGAUAGGAACGACAACAGUGACCGUGUCGUUAUUUCUACAGACCUAUCGUCAAGCGAUCAAUCCCAUGUAGAAGAUGAUAAAGACGUAUGCGAUGAACACAUUGACACUUAUCCGGUUAUCGCUACAGACAUUAAGGAAUAUGGAACGCAACUCGAAACGGAUUUGGAAGCAAACGGAAACAAUGGAGAUUUGGAAUGUAAAGACAAAUCGGCAGCUAACAUAAAUAUUGAAAAUGUGGCUGAAAAAAAAUCAACUGCCAUUCAAUCUGGCGAAAAUGAAUUGCAAACAAAUGAAACUGAAGAACUUGAUCAUUUGAAUAAAAUUGAAGUUGUGAUCGAUAGUGAACAAAAAUUCACGAUCGAAUCAAAUUUAAACGAUCAACCCGAACAAAUAUUUGAUGUUGAGACUGAAGUUGAGACCAAACAAAAGUCUGAACAUUUAUUCGAAGAUACUCAAAUUGAAAUUCAAAACAAUUUGAACAGCAGUCUAUGCGAACUGAUCGAGUCAUGCGAUGAAGUUGAGCAUCAGCAGACGAUUAAAGUUGAAUUGAAACAUGUAUCGGACGAACAGAAUAUCAAUGAUAUGAAAUUUCAAGUUGAAAAAGAAUCCAUUCAUGAAUUUCAACAAAAUUCAGAGGAACAAGCAUUCGAAAAAGCAAAGAAUUGUAAGACGUCAACAGUCGAAAAUACGGACGUUUCAAAGCAACUAAAGGCUGAAGAAUUGAACAAUGAUCCAUCAAUAAAAACUGAAUCAAUUGAAAUAGUUGACCAAGAACAGUCCAGUUCAAUUGGUGUCCAACUAAAUGAAAAAGACAAAUCAAAUUGCGAACAAAUAACAAAACCAAUGGUACACAUUGAAAUUCAUCCAGUUUCAGAUGAUAAAGAAAUUGAACAAAAAGUCAAUGGAUUGCUUGACGCAUCCGAUCCAGAGCCAAUAUCCCUCGAAACCGAAGCAAGUUCAUUUGAAAUCGAUACAGCAUCAACGGUUUCAUGUAAUCAAUCAAUUAUUUCAAAUGCAAGCAGCAAUAAUCGACCAUGGCUACGAAUCGUUGACACCCAAUUGUUGCAACAACAGAAAAAACUCCAACAAACAUUUCCAAUUACAACUGCCGUUUCGAUGUGGUUGAAUCAAGCGCAAAAAGAGAAAACACCGGAGCCAAUAUUUCGUGUGCCUGAUUAUCGGUUUUUCUCAGCCACCGCAAAGUACAAGAAACAAGACAGCCAAACGAGUCGCAGCAACAGCAGUAUUGAUUUGACAGAAGAUACUGCCAGUAUAACUAGUGAUAAAUUCCACAUGAAUGACGAUGAAGAGGAGGAUAUUAUGAAUUUUUGGGAAUCACCAACAUUGCAAACGCCGCAAUCACCCACACCACCUCCAAUAUCAUAUAACAGUGUUUAUGGCUCUAGCAUCAAUUAUGCAAAUUUAAUAUCAAAUAAAAAUGAGCUUCUUUGCAAUAAUAUAAUGGAUUUUGAUGCAUCGAAUGGCAAAGACAGCAAAAAUGGCUUCAAUCAAAAUAUGGCCGAUAGUGCAGCUAAAUUAUCGUCGGCAGGCAUCGAUGAAAAAUGCCACCGACCACCGCCUGAAGUAUGUUGCACCAUAAUGUAGCAUUAAAUGAAUUUCAUUUCUUUUUUUUUAAAUGAAGACAUAAUUCUUGAAAAGCCUCUCUCGUCAUCUACCCUCUUCCCCUCACAUUCAUCGUGCGCGUCCCCAAUUAGUCGUAGUUGAUCAGCUAUAAACAUUUGCAUGGAAUACACACACACACAAACAAACACGGAAUUGAUCGGUAAAAUCGAAUCGAGGUGAAAAUGCAAAUUGAAAAAAGAUCAUUUGUUAACGGAUUGUUUUAGUUGAUCCACACACAACAAAAAAUAAUUAUUAGAUGUUAAGUGCUGUGCAACAAUAAGGAAUUAUAUAGCUAUUUGCUAGGAAUUUUUGCAAAUUAUUCCAUUUUCUUUUUCAAACACAUACAUAAUUUUCUUUCGUUUUUUUAAAACCCCCCAAUUGACUUGUUUUUUGUUUGGAAAUAUAACAGGAAAAUUAUAUGGGAUGUAAUUUACCAAAGCAUAUGAAAUAUAAAAUUGAAAAAAAUAAAAAAAAACGAGAUGAAAUGAAAAGCAUUAAACAUACAAACACACAUAUUACCAAUACCUAUACCAAUUUGUUAUGCACUUUUUUGCAAAAUCGAAAAAAAAACUUAUUUUUUAUUGUUGAAGAUUAUGAACUAAUAUUUCAAAAUUAUCUAAAUAAA